Closterium sp. NIES-67 is the source of this 3335-nucleotide messenger RNA. The record is from the annotation of a GenBank genome assembly. Lineage: Eukaryota; Viridiplantae; Streptophyta; Zygnematophyceae; Desmidiales; Closteriaceae.
AUUCUACUACGUUCAUCUUACGCCUGGUCUCUUCCUGCCGCUAGUAGUGACGCGCGUAGCAGCCCGUUCCCCACUCAAUCGCCAAUUUGGGUUACUUCGGGUUCCUUACAUCAGCUUAGAACCUCAACAGAACGCUAUACCUAACCCGCAACGCCACAUUCUGCACCGCACUUCACACAGUGAAGCUAUUUUUUCCUGGGAAGCUCGACAGCCUUCUAGCCUGGCGCCCCUUUUAUGGCAGGGCGUGGCUUCAUGGUGUCGGGGGCAACAGAAUCCGUCAGCGUCCGUCAGACCGCUCGCGGCGGCUCGCCGGAGCUCCGUAAUGACAUUGACGGGCAUGAGCCCACGUGGUCGCAAGAGCAGCGCUGCUGUUGGCAGCAGCUGCAUCCUCGUUCAUCUGCCAGGCAGCGCCAGUGGUGCCACUGCCACCUCCCCUAAUCAAAUAAGUCCAAAUCCGAGCGCAUCAUGCGCCGCAUCAUCCUACGCCGCCUCUCACUCCGCCGAGCGCACUCUUUCCAACUCCGGCAAUCGUAAUUCCGUCGCUGCCGUCGGUCGCGGUCUCAGUGCCACUAACGUCACCAGCGGCUCCACUGGCGCUCCUGCUGCUGCUGCUGCUGCUGCUGCUGCUGCUGCUGCUGCUUCGGCUUCUGCUUCUACUUCUGCUUCUGCUGCUGCGUGCCUUGAGACGCCCCAAAUCGCUCUCGCCAGCAGCAGCACUGCGGCGGUUCCGCCGACCACUCCGCGGUUCAGCCUGUUUCCUUGGCCCAACUUUAAGACGCCCAGUCACACCUGGCGACGGGUCUCGACAGCCGGUGCCGCCGAUUCCGCUGGGCCGCCCGUGGGCGGAGAGGCCGCUCGCACGGACAACGAGCCGUCAAAGGCGGCUUCAGAUGCGGCAGCAUCAUACGGAGGGGCGCCGCCGCUACCGCCGCCGCCGUCCCCGCCGUCCAUGGCUGAGCUGGAAGUCUCGGAUCCGAGCUGCGACGACUCUGGCUCGGGGUCGUUUGUAGCGUCGCCGCGACUGGCGGCGGCUCCUGUUCCGCGGAGGCUGGAGAGGCGGAGGUCGUUUCCGCAGCGGAGCACAAGGAAGAGCGGAUUCGGCAAACUCGGCGAGGUUGGCGAGAUCGGCAAGAUCGGCGAAAUCGGUGGACCUGGCGAGUAUCUGUCGUGGAGGGCGAGCUCGGUGUCUUGGUCGCCAAGCGGGGCGAUGGUAGCUCGGCGCGACGAUGGGAGGAGUGGGUCGACGGAUGCGGAGGAGGACGAGCCGGAGAAUGAGGAGGACGACGACGACGAAGAAGAAGAAAGAGAGGAGAGAGAGGAGAGAGAGGAGGGAGAGUGGGGUCUGCGUGGUGGCGAAGGGGCGUCGGGGCACGGUGAGGCUAAAGCGAGGAGCUGGCGCAGCGUGUUGGGGGAGAGCAGCGACAGGUGGAUGGCAAGAAGCCCAGGGAUGGGGAGCCCAGGGAUGAGGAGUCCAUGGAUGUCGACACAGGACCGCCCCCUCGUGCUCUUCGACCACUCGCCCUCCGCCUCGCCCCUCUCCCCGACCGCCGCCUCUGGUUCCUCUCUGGCUGCUUCUGCUGCUGCUUCUGCUGCUGCGUUUCCUGGUGGCAAUGGUGGCGGGGGCGGUGUGAGGCGGGGCAAGGUGGCAUGGUGGUGGGGGGCGUGUGAGUGGAACCUGAACCUGGUGCUGCCUUCCUCUGUGCGCCGGCUGCCGCUGCUGCACCCUGCUGGUGCUGAGGUGCUGCUGCCACAGGCCAACUCGGAGGGCGGGCAAGACAUGGCGGGGAUGGACGCCAUGCCUGAUCACGAUACCGCAUGUGAUGCUGACGCAGACGAUGGUGAUCCUGGCGAUGAUGGCGAUGAUGGCAAUGAUGGCAAUGGUUUCGGCUUCAGCAUGCGUGGUGCUUUGGCAAUCCAGGUGAAUGAACCUGCUGCUAUUGCCUCUGCUGCUGCUGCCGCUGUUGCCGCUGCUGCUGGCUAUGAUGGGGACAGCCCAGAGGUGACAGGAGAGGAGGAGACGGGGGAGGAAGAGGUAGAGGUGCGGGAGUGGGGAGUGGUGCGCGCAGGGGAGGAACCUGAGGUGGAUCCGGGAGAUGCGGAGGGGAGGGAGGAGGGGAGGGAGCAGGGCGAGGAGGAGGACAGGGAGGAGGGGAGGGAGGAGUCAGAAGCAGGAGAGGCGGAGGCGGGGACAGAGGCACUGCAGGGCACGGCAGAGGGAGGCGAAGCCCGGGAGGUCGGCCAGGGUGAAGUGCUGCAGAGGGAUCAAGGUGUCCUCGUGACGGGUGGUGCCCAAGGGAGCACGGUGUUAGUGACAGGUGCUGCCUACGGUCAGAGGCCUAGUAUGGUGGAGUAUGGCGUUGCUGUGAUGGGUUCGGAUCAGAGGCCUAGUAGCAGUAGCAGUGGGAGUGGCAGGGAUAGCACCGCCAGUGGGUACGGGAGAGGCCGGAACAGCAGCAGCAGCAGCAGCGGUAGCAGCGUGAGCAUGUGGGAUGCGAUGCUUCUGGCGCCUCUCUCGCCUCUCCCUCGUGACACGCUUCCCACUCGCCCCUUCACCAUGCGGCGACGGCUCUCAGAGGUGGAGCAGGAGGGCGACGACCAGCCAGCCUCGCCCACGUCAGCCUCGCCCGACCUCUUCCACGUCUUCUCUCGCUCCUCUCGCUCUUCUCGCCGCACCUCCAGCCAUAGCAGCCUGCUCUCCGCUGCAGUCUUCUCCCCUGCACUCUCUGGCCGGGCUCCUGAUGCUGCUGAGCAUGCCAUGCUUGGCGCUGCUGCUGGCAGUGGGGUGACUGGUGCUGGCGAGUGGUCGGUGGGAGGGCGAGGUUUCGGGGAGGGGAGGGUGAGCAGUGGUGGCAUGGGGAUGGGGAUGGGGAUGGGGAUGGGGAUGGGGGAGAGUGUUGGGCAGCUGUCGUAUGAGGAGCUGCUUCUGCUGGAUGAAGGCAUUGUGCCGAGGGGCCUCACUCCUCGAGAGCUGUGGGCACUGGAGCGGCUCACUGUGACCCCUGCUGACAUGCACUCACACCCAGACUGCCAGAUUUGUCUUUCUCCUCCAAUGGUGGGAGACCUUCUGGCAUGUCUUCCCUGCCACCACACCUUCCACAACGCCUGCAUCACAACAUGGUUUGUUCAGAACCGCACCUGCCCGCUCUGCCGAUUUGAGAUUGCAGCCACCAGCUAACAUGACUCCAACGAGACCCCCACAUGUGACAUAACAUGUAACUGAUGUGAUAGGUGGGUGGGUGACAUAACAAGUGACUGAUGUGUUUAACAAUAACACAAUAAGGGGUGUAUUGCACGAUCAUCUGAUAAGGAAUUGUUUGCUAAAUCGAGGGCUUUUA